GGUGAUGACUACUGUAUGUUGUAUGCAUGUGUUUACAGGAAGAAGAUUGUGGCAGAGAAAGGCCUGGCAUCUAUAGAGCACUACAUGACUGAGGAUCACGAGAUGUUAAGGAGGGCCGGCACAGAGUGUAUGUGUAACAUGGUGAUGAACGAACAGGUAGCAAAAACAUUUGAGGCUGAGAAUGAUCGUCUAAAGCUGAUAGUUUUGUACUGUGGAGAUGAGGAUGAAUUGGUUGUGAGGGCCGCAACAGGUGCCCUGGCCAUGUUGACACACAGUGAGAAGAUAUGCAGGAAAGUCUUAGAGGUAAAACCUUGGCAAGAGAUUUUACUGAGCACAGUAGUUAGCGAAAAUGUAGAAAUCCAGCACAGGGGCUGCUAUGUGCUGAGGAACAUGUUGUCCGUGGACAAGGAAAUGGCGGAGAAAGUGAUCGAGGGACAAAUGCUGGAAGUCUUAAUGGCCCUGUCAAUCCUAGAGGACCCCCAAAAGGAAGUGGUCAAAAAGUGUGCCGCUUCCUGUCUUGAGAUCUGUGUCAAAUACGAGCUCAUCAAACCCAAGGAAUGAGCCCCAAGAUCUAGCAUCAAUUUUUUAAAAAUACAUUGCAGUGCCAAAAUCUUAAAACACCAGUCAGUGUGCAAUAGAAAGUGAAGGAAUAAAGUCCCUUGUCAGCAAAACCACUGUGACUGUACUGUUGAUUGGAUGAUCCCUGCUUUACUACAAGUACAUGUACUACUUAUCGAAUGAGACGACUUAAGAUCGACUAGUUUUCAUUUCUUAUGAGACAAGGUUGACUGUCAUUAUCUUAGUUAACAUGUACCAAUGAUAUGGCUCUCUGUCGACAGGAACAAAUGUCAUUAAAGGUCCCAAACAGUUGUAGGUUCAGUUAAAUAGAAAAUGUGUUGUUGGCAAUGCCACUCUGACAUAAUCAAUACAUGUAUUAGUAAUACUGCUUCAUUUCAUGAUAUAUUUGUAUAUGCAAAGCAUUCAUACAUCAUUUCAUGUGUAUGCAAUCUAGCCCAUUUUACUACAUAUGCAUAUAUUGGAUUAAUGUUUCGUUUUCCAUUAUUUAUUUAUGUGUGAUUGUUAUUUUCUGUUUGGAGAUAGAAUUUUAGGAUUCACAACUUUUCUUUAUAAUUUAUUAUUGGUAUAGCAUGUACUUUACAGUUUUACAAAAUAAAGUGUGAUUAAACACGUG
Magallana angulata is the source of this 1192-nucleotide messenger RNA. Its product is annotated as protein unc-45 homolog A-like. The record is from RefSeq and is a predicted model, not a curated record. Lineage: Eukaryota; Metazoa; Mollusca; Bivalvia; Ostreida; Ostreidae. Gene Ontology annotation, molecular function: Hsp90 protein binding. The transcript is spliced from 3 exons. The coding region runs from base 16 to 561 and encodes 181 amino acids.